Molecule: messenger RNA, 1013 nt
Organism: Trichomycterus rosablanca
Lineage: Eukaryota; Metazoa; Chordata; Actinopteri; Siluriformes; Trichomycteridae
Gene: pgam2
Product: phosphoglycerate mutase 2 (muscle)
Exons: 3
Coding region: 73-840 (255 amino acids)
Biological process (GO): glycolytic process
Molecular function (GO): intramolecular phosphotransferase activity
Source: RefSeq, a predicted model, not a curated record
CUGUCACAGCGCGCCUGCAGCACCAGCGUGAGGUUUCGGUCCGACUUCACUCCUAAUCCAAACACACUCGUCAUGGCUGCCGUCCACCGCCUGGUCAUCGUGCGGCACGGAGAGAGCUCCUGGAACCAGGAGAACCGCUUCUGCGGAUGGUUCGACGCCGACCUCAGCGAGAAGGGCAUGGAGGAGGCCAAGCGCGGCGCUCUGGCCAUCAAGGACGCGGGCAUGAAGUUCGACGUGUGCUACACCUCGGUGCUGAAGCGCGCCAUCAAGACCCUGUGGACCAUCAUGGAGGGCACCGAUCAGAUGUGGCUGCCCGUGAUUAGGACCUGGCGCCUGAACGAGCGCCACUACGGGGGCCUGACCGGCCUGAACAAGGCGGAGACCGCCGCCAAGCACGGAGAGGAGCAGGUGAAAAUCUGGAGGCGCUCGUUCGAUAUUCCGCCUCCGCCCAUGGAUAAGGACCACGCGUACCAUAAGAUCAUCAGCGAGUCGAGGCGCUAUAAGGGUCUGAAGGCGGGUGAACUGCCCACUUGCGAAAGUCUGAAGGACACCAUCGCCCGCGCUCUGCCCUUCUGGAACGACGUCAUCGUCCCAGAGAUCAAAGCCGGCAAGAACGUCCUGAUCGCCGCCCAUGGAAACAGCCUGCGUGGCAUCGUGAAGCACCUGGAGGGCAUGUCAGACGCUGCCAUCAUGGAGCUGAACCUGCCCACCGGGAUCCCCAUCGUCUACGAGCUGGAUAAAGACCUGAAGCCAGUGAAGCCCAUGCAGUUCCUCGGUGACGAGGAGACGGUGCGCAAGGCCAUGGAGGCCGUCGCCGCUCAGGGAAAAGUCAAGAAAUAAAUACGCAGAAGAAACGAAGGCUGAACCCGUACGUGAUGCCAAACACUCGGAACCCUGAGCACAUGACGUCACCAAGAAGUUAACGUGUUUUAAUCUUUUGGGGGUUUUUACAUGAAAAAAGGCAAAAUUUUUCAUUAUAAGUUGUUGAUACUAAUAAAUCAUGCACAAUAUGA